GGUGAAAGCCAUGAUAUCGACUUGUUCUAGAAUAUUCGCAGGUAGCCUUCUCAUAGUCAAACCUACACAUACUACUUCCACAGCUUUCUCUGUAGCUCGAACACUCUCGCCUUGUCUCUCCGGUUCUCGCUUUCAGGUUCGCGCUAUGGCUGACUCUGCUUCUCCCUUCAAAAAAGUUCAGAUUCAAAGGGAUGAUACUACAUUUGAUGCAUAUGUAAUUGGAAAGGAUGAUGCCCCUGGAAUCGUUGUGCUUCAGGAGUGGUGGGGUGUUGAUUUUGAGAUUAAAAACCAUGCUCAAAAAAUUUCUCAAUUUGGUUCUGGUUACAAGGCACUUAUCCCUGAUUUGUACCGUGGAAAAGUUGGGUUAGAUGUUGCAGAAGCACAACAUCUGAUGGAUGGUCUUGAUUGGCAAGGGGCUGUCAAAGAUAUUCAGGCUUCAGUUGACUGGCUUAAGUCAAACGGUUCCAACAAGGUUGGUGUUACUGGAUACUGCAUGGGUGGUGCGCUUGCCAUUGCAAGUUCUGUUCUGGUCCCAGGGGUAGACGCAGUUGUAGCUUUCUAUGGAGUUCCAUCACCCGAACUUGCUGAUCCUGUUAAUGCUAAGGCACCUGUGCAGGCACAUUUUGGUGAAGAUGAUGGUUUAGUUGGAUUUUCAGAUGUAAAGACUGGGAAAGCUCUAGAGGAAAAACUGAAGACAUCAGAAGUUCCACAUGAGGUUUACUUCUAUCCACAGACUGGACAUGCAUUCAUGAACAAGUCGCCGGAGGGUGUUGAGAGGAGGAAAAAAAUGGGGAUGCCUGAUGCAGAAGAUGCUGCUGUCGAGCAAGCUUGGACCCGCUUCCGCUCAUGGAUGAGUCGAUUCUUGUCCGCCUAAGCUGUGGUACUUGAUUUCUGAAUCUAUAAUAGGUUGUGCCUUGACAAUAAUUUGAUGUGUCUUGAUGCUCCAGAAUGUUUCCGGGAGCUUGCUUUUGGAACUCAGGUUCCUACGGUUCGCAUAUAAAACUAAGUGUUCUGGAGAUCGGAUAUAUGACCAGGAAAACAAAGUAUUGUGGACUGAAAAAUAAGCUCGGUUUCUCCUUGUCCUUGUAGUUGGUAUGUUAGGUGUAUGUAGAAUAACCAUCGUUAUCCAGCUAGCCCACUCUUUUUCCAUCUCCUUUUCUCUCGUCGUGGCUCACCUUUUCAAGUCAACUUUAUAUGAAGACCUGAGGCAUUCCCUGUGAUAUACGCUAGGUGGUAUAUUAAAAGGACAGCCGAAUCAAUUGUUAGGUUAUUCAUAAAAUAGAAUAAUGGCUGAAUACAUACAUAAUCAGAAACUGCAGUUGUUUUUUUAGCUUA
Messenger RNA from Nicotiana tabacum (common tobacco), 1335 nucleotides. RefSeq lists its product as uncharacterized. Gene Ontology annotation, molecular function: hydrolase activity. The record is from RefSeq and is a predicted model, not a curated record. Lineage: Eukaryota; Viridiplantae; Streptophyta; Magnoliopsida; Solanales; Solanaceae.